Anoplopoma fimbria (sablefish) is the source of this 1085-nucleotide messenger RNA. RefSeq lists its product as uncharacterized. The record is from RefSeq and is a predicted model, not a curated record. The transcript has 4 exons. Gene Ontology annotation, molecular function: GTP binding. The annotation marks the transcript as partial. Lineage: Eukaryota; Metazoa; Chordata; Actinopteri; Perciformes; Anoplopomatidae.
GACAGACCAUUGAGGACUUUGUCCGUGGUAAUGAACUCCUGAGUGAUCUGGUGAAGAAGUGCGGAGGCCGCUGCCAUGUCGUUGAUAAUAAACACUGUAAGAACAACCAGCAGGAUGAAUACAGGAACAACCAGUUCCAAGUGAAGGAGCUACUCAAAACAAUAGAUAAGAUAUCUGAGGCAAACAAAGGAAGCUGCUACACCAAUGAGAUGCUACAAGCGGAGGCAGAAGGGGCGGUAGAGGCAGAGGCAGGGGCAGAGACUUUGGCGAAAACACCCAACCCGAAGUCUUCGUGUGCCAUCAGCGUGGCCGACCUGGACAUGGGUGAAGAGACUAGUUCAAACUUCGCCCCUCCUCUCCGGUCCGGCGCUCCUGGGCCUCAUGCUUUUCUCAUUGUGCUUAAAGUGGAGAGAUUCACAGAGCAUGAGCAGGCUGUCAUCACUAAAAUAAACCAAUACUUUUCUGAAGAAGUUCUCAAGUAUGCAACAGUUCUCUUUACUCAUGGUGACCAGCUCGAGGAAGGACAGACCAUUGAGGACUUUGUCCGUGGUAAUGAGCUUCUGAGUGAUCUGGUGAAGAAGUGCGGAGGCCGCUGCCAUGUCGUUGAUAAUAAAUACUGGAAGAACAACCAGCAGGAUGAAUACAGGAACAACCAGUUCCAAGUGAAGGAGCUACUCAAAACAAUGGAUAAGAUAACUGAGGCAAACGGAGGAAGCUACUACACCCAUGAGAUGCUACAAGCAGUGGAGGAAAAAAUAAAACAGGAGGUGGAGCUCAUUAGAAAGUCACCAGGAAACAUGUCAGAGAUAGACAUCAGAGAGAAGGCUAAAGACAGAGCAAAUGAGAGGCUUUUGAUCAAACUGGCAGGUAUCACAACAGGUGCAUUGUUAGGGGCUGUUUUUGGUGCGGAGGCAGAAGGGGCGGUAGAGGCAGAGGCAGGGGCAGAGACUUUGGCGAAAACACCCAACCCGAAGUCUUCGUGUGCCAUCAGCGUGGCCGACCUGGACAUGGGUGAAGAGACUGCCCACAAUCCACAUGGAACAACUGCUUCUUCAACCAAAACCUCAACAAUUAUAAUAAUGUGA